Molecule: messenger RNA, 2692 nt
Organism: Paramecium octaurelia
Lineage: Eukaryota; Ciliophora; Oligohymenophorea; Peniculida; Parameciidae
Source: the annotation of a GenBank genome assembly
AUGAAUUGUGAAAUAAAGUUGAUUGGAGAUUUGUAUGGGGUUUUGGUUUUAUCUUAAGAUGUUGAUUAAGUGGUCUUUCCUAUCCUAAUUAAAAUAUUGAAAAGAGAGAAAAUUUAAGACUGCUUAAAAUUUCUCUCAGAACAUCUAAAUCUAAGGCAAGUCAAAUAAGAAAUAUAAAAGGGAGAAAAUUAAUCAUCAUCAUUUGGUAAGGAAUAGAUGGACAAUAUUGAAAAGAGUAACAUUGAGAGAAUAGCAGAUGUUCUCAAAAAACUUAAGGAUAAUGAAUUUAAUGAAAAGAAUUACUCAAUAGAUGAAUACGAAGAAAUUAAGAAAAAUCUGAUAAUAAAAAUAUCUUGGGAUAAGAAGAUUAUAGAAUUCCUAAAAUUUUUAACUCAACUUACUGGCUUGGAUGAGAGAUACAUAUAGUGUGGAUCAAAUUCUCUUCAUUUACUAGUUCUUAUGAAAGUUGACUUGAAAGAAUCAUGUUUUGAGAAUAUAAGAAUAAGAAAUACUUCAAUUAUAGGAGCUAACUUGGUAAGAUGUGACUUAAGUGGAUCUGAAUUAGAUAGUGUUAUUAUCAGUGGAUUGAAUUUGAAUUCAGCCAAAUUAUUUAAAUGUAAAUGGAGGAAUUUAAGAAUAGAUGAGUUAAAUAAGUUUAGUGAUCAUAGUGGUUAAGUCAAUUAAGUUUGCUUUUCUCCAGAUGGUAAGUCAUUAGCUUCUUGCAGUGAGGACCAAUCUAUUUGCUUGCGGAAUGUUAAAACAGGGAAAAAAAAGUCCGUAAUUAAAGGAGAGGGGAAAGUAAAAUCAUUAUGCUUCUCACCGAAUAAUACGACUUUAGCUUUCAGUUGUUAAAAAUUUGUGUAUUUAUGGAAUUUUAAAUCAAGGAAAUAAUUAGCAACUUUAAAUGGCCAUUUGGAUUUGGUUUAUUCAGUCAAUUUCUCUCCUGAUGGUAUUACAUUAGCAUCUGGUAGUGAAGAUAACUCCAUCCGUUUAUGGGAUGUUAAGACAGGAUAAUAAAAAGCCAAAUUAGAUAGUCAUUCAUCAGCUGUAUUUUCAGUCAAUUUCUCUCCUGAUGGCUCAACAUUAGCAUCUGGUAGUAGCGAUAAGAGUAUUCGUUUAUGGGAUGUUAAGUCAGGAUAAUAAAAAGCCAAAUUAGAUGGCCAUUCAUCAGCUGUAAGGUCAGUCAAUUUCUCUUCUGAUGGUACUACAUUAGCAUCUGGGAGUUAUGAUAACUCUAUGCGUUUAUGGGAUGUUAAGACUGGAUAAUAAAAAGCCAAAUUAGAUGGUCAUUCAUCAGCCGUAACUUCAGUCAAUUUCUCUCCUGAUUGAACUACGUUAGCAUUUGGCAGUUAUGAUAACUCUGUCCGUUUAUGGGAUGUUAAGACUGGAUAAUAAAAAGCCAAAUUAGAUGGUCAUUCAAGUUGGGUUAAUUCAGUCUGUUUCUCUCCUGAUGGUACUACAAUAGCUUCUGGUAGUGGAGAUAACUCUACCCAUUUAUGGAAUGUUAAGACUGGAUAAUAAAAAGCCAAAUUAGAUGGUCAUUCUAAUUAUGUAACGUCAGUCAAUUUCUCUCCUGAUGGUAUUACAUUAACAUCUGGUAGCAAUGAUAACUCUAUCCGUUUAUGGGAUGUUAAGACAGGAUAAUAAAAAAACAAAUUAGAUGGUCAUUCAUCAUCUGUAAUAUCAGUUAAUUUCUCUCCUGAUGGUACUACAUUAGCAUCUAGUAGUUGGGAUAAUUCUAUCCGUUUAUGGGAUUUUAAGACAGGACAAUAAAAUGCAAAAUUAGAUGGUCAUUCAAAUUGGGUUAAUUCAAUCAAUUUUUCUCCUGAUGGUACCACAUUAGCAUCUGGUAGCAGAGAUUACUCUAUCCGUUUAUGGGAUGUUAAGACAGGAUAAUAAAAAAACAAAUUAGAUGGUCAUUCAGCAUCUGUAAUAUCAGUUAAUUUCUCUCCUGAUGGUACUACAUUAGCAUCUGGUAGUUAUGAUAAGUCCAUCCGUUUAUGGGAUGUUAAAAUAGGAUAAUAAAUAGCCAAAUUAGAUGGUCAUUCAAGUUGUGUUAAUUCAAUUUGUUACUCUCAUGAUAGUACUACAUUAGCAUCUGGUAGUAGUGAUAAGACUAUCCGUUUAUGGGAUGUUAAGACUGGAUAAUAAAAAGCCAAAUUAGAUGGUCAUUCUAAUUAUGUAACGUCAGUCACUUUCUCUCCUGAUGGCGCUACAUUAGCAUCUGGUAGUUGGGAUAAGUCUAUCCGUUUAUGGGAUGUUAAGACAGGAUAAUAAAAAGCAUAAUUAGAUGGUCAUUCAUAUGCAGUCAAUUCAAUUUGUUACUCUCCUGAUGGUACUACAUUAGCAUCUGGUAGUGAAGAUAACUCUAUCCGUUUAUGGGAUGUUAGGACAGUAUAAGAAAUCUUAUCUUCAGAUAAUCGUUCUAAAGAGAUUUUAGCAUAAUUUUAGCCUCCAAAUUUGGAAAACAAUAUUCUUUUGGAGAGUGGUAUUUAUAAUUUCUUAUCAUUUAGUUUCAGUUCCUAUUACGAUUCUUCUGAUAUCACAAUAGCCAAUAUUUUAAUCUUAAGGAGCUCUUAUUUAGAGAGGAGAAUUUGUAAAUUACCAAGGUGUAGAUCUAAAACCAUUAUUCAAAUCAAAAGGAAGUUUCAUUUUAGAAAACUAAUUGAAAUAUAAUUACAAUACAAAUUGA